CCGCCGCGCUGGCGGGCCCGCGGCCGGGAGCGCCGAGGGCGCCGGCACGUGGAGGCGGCGCGCGUCGCUGGACUCCGCCCUGAGCGAGGGCCCCCCGCAAGGCAGCCCCGCGGCGAGCUCCUCGGUGCAGAAGUUCUCGCGGUCGCUGUGGCCGGGCAGCUCCGUGGGCUUCUUCCAGUUGCAGAAGGAGAUCACGGACGCGCACGCCGAAGCAGCUGCAGGCAAGCGACGAGAGCGAGUUGACGCACGUGGGCCUCCAGUGCCUGCCUCUCUUCCGCGGCACGCAGGCGUGGUGCGCACACGAGUCGACAUUCGUGUGGUUGGGCGUGGGCCUGAAGGUUGCUGGCGUGGUGUCCGCUGCCCAGCCAUACGCCGCCGCAGGGAACGCGCGAAUGUGGCAGCGGGCCGCCCAGCUGCGCUUCCUCGGGUCCCUGCUCUACAUUCGGGGGCUGCUAGAGUGCGGCCUUUGGGUCGCCUUCGGCCUGCAGCUGGUGCAGCUGGACAUGUUCGGCGCCAGCCCGUUCGGCGCCGUGAUCCGCGGGGUGCUGCUGGCCGCCGGCGGCGCCGCGCACGCGGCCAGCGUCCGCUUCUUCGCGGCGGGGGCCUUCGCGGACCUGGAGCGCUACGCCUCGGGCGGCCUCUUCGUGCAGACCUGGUCGUCGGCCUCGAAGCGCGCGGCCCUCGCGCUCGGCGCGCUGCUGGUGCUGAUGGCGGGGGCCGUGACGCUGGUGGAGGGGGCGCAGUGGUGGCCGAGGUGGCUGCGUGGCUGCCGCUGAUGGUGCAGUACCACAUUUUUUUGUCUGCGCUCCACUUCUGCUCCCUGGGGCUCGACGCCUUCGCCCUCGACGUGCUGAACACGCCCGCUCUCGAGGGAGUGGUCGGCAAGUUCGACCGGCUCCACGCGGCGAUGAGGCGGAGCUCCUACGCCGUCCAGGCAGGGCUCACCAUCUUCGUCACCGCCCUCUUCGCUGCGCUGUUCGCCACGGUGUAUUAUCUCGUCUUCGCGACCAGCGGCUGGGGCAUCGCGGGGCUCCCUGGCACGGCGGCCGCCUUGACGCCCUCGGACGAGGCGGCGUCGCGGGGCAGGGGCAGCCUGUCCGCCUCCCUCUCCGUCGCGGCCCUGGUGCUCCUCGGCCUGCACCUGCUCAACGGCAUCGCCCGGAUCAACGCGAAGUGCAGCCGUCUGCCGGCCCUCAUCCGCCGUGCCGCCCGUGCCCCGCCGUCGCGGGCCUCACCGCG
Messenger RNA from Prorocentrum cordatum, 1239 nucleotides. The record is from the annotation of a GenBank genome assembly. NCBI's taxonomy places the organism in Eukaryota, Dinophyceae, Prorocentrales, Prorocentraceae.